GAUGGGAAAUAAACUGUGCCCUACUCUGGGUAGAGGACGGAGAAAAAACUCUUUCAAGUUGACACCAUUAGAUGAUCCUAGUCGUCAUGCUAGGAAACGCCCCGUUUCUCAACAUGCAAAGGCAUCAAAAUAUAUGUUUGAAUCUCCGAAGAAGGAAAACACUGCUGCAGAAUCACCUGUAAAUUCGAAAGCUCCAUCAAUCAGAAUUGAAGAGGACGAAGAAAUAGUUCUAACAAUAAACGAUGCGAUAGCAUCAAAGGAAGCUGAUACGGAUAAACAACAAAUAGUUUGCCAUGAAAAUAUGGGAUUUGAAAGUUCAUCGGAGGACGACAACUCGUUAAGAGGAGCAAAGUCGCAAUCAACAGAGUUACCAACGAAAACAGAUCAAUUAACGGUACAAAAUUUGGACGAUAUUCGUUUCCGGACAACGCCUGAUAGCAGUGUUGCAUCGGUGAGGGGUAGCUGUAAUUCAGACCAGUUCGACGACAGCGAAAUUAAAGAUGAAGUUGUUGCAGAAGAAGAAGCAGAUGAAGAUUUUAUUGUUUUAAAUAGAACUGUCCAUAGUAUUCAAGAAGAAAUCGUUACAACUGCUACAUCAAAAGAAAUAGCCGAAAUGACUACAAAAGAGGAUCAAUUUGAAGAUAUCAUGCAAAAAUUAGAGCAGAUGGUUAACGAAACAACGAGCUUACUCGAGAAAACGAAAUAUCGGGAGUCCGUACACGACAAUAGUUUAAUUGCUUUUAUGGAUUUUAUAAAGAAAAAGCACGAAGAUGACGAAAGUAAUCAAAUUAUUUCCGAAAUGGAGGAAAAGGAGAACGAAAACUUAAAAUUUUCUCAGUCGUUGAAUAAGCAAAUGGCAGAGAAACUUGCUGCUCAAGAUUUAUCUUCUGCUGAAUGUUGGCGCCUUUUAUCAGAGCAUAAAAAGGUUGUGCAAGACGUAACGAGAAAAAGAUUAGAAGAAAGGCAACGACUGCUUGGUAAGCUUAGAGAAAAAUUAAAAAAUAGAAGCGAUUUUAGGGAACAGGAGAAGGAUAAAGAAAUAGCCGAAGAACUAGCAUCUAAGUCAAGUGAUGAUGACGAGGAAGAAGCAAACGAUAAAGGAGACUUGCAGAAAGCGCAAGACGAUCAGAGUACGAUGACAACUUCUAAUCAAGUUGCUGGAGAGGUUGUGGUUCAUCAUCAAAUAAGUGAUGAUACAUCAUCCCUGUCAAGUCAAGCCCCGAGUGACGAAAUAUCGCUUCCAGUGGCUACAAGAGACGGAGAAAGUGCAAUUGAAAAAGAGAAUGAUGCCAAUGAAGCGACUGAAAAGAAUCAGUUUUCAAUUAGUUUCAACAUUCAGCAGGACGGUGUUUUAAAGCAAGAUGAGAAACUAGAACACCUUCUUGAACUGAACACAGUGAAUGCCAUCUGCAGGGAAAAUAUUACAAAAAAUGACAUCGCAACUGUCCUAUCCAAUUAUCAAGAUGAAAGAGAAAGGAUAGGAAAGCUAAGAGAAGCUGAGAGACAUCGAGUCUUGGAGUCAGUGCAAAUGAAAUUAAUGGAAAAAAGAACUGUUAUAAGUAUGGAAAUGGAGAAUAUUGGUGAAGAAUUAGAAAAAAUGCUUCGGCACUCUACUGAUCAGACGCAGAUUCGCGAAUUAGUUAGAACUCAACUGCAAAAUUUGUAG
Dimorphilus gyrociliatus is the source of this 1666-nucleotide messenger RNA. NCBI's taxonomy places the organism in Eukaryota, Metazoa, Annelida, Polychaeta, Dinophilidae. The record is from the annotation of a GenBank genome assembly.